Messenger RNA from Meloidogyne enterolobii, 228 nucleotides. The record is from the annotation of a GenBank genome assembly. Lineage: Eukaryota; Metazoa; Nematoda; Chromadorea; Rhabditida; Meloidogynidae.
AUGGAAUCCUCUGGAAUUCCCUCGAAAAUACAUGUUAGCGAAUCUGCUAGAUCUCAGGCAAUCAAAACAAAUCCUUCAUUUUUAUUUACAGAAAGGGGAAAUAUUGAAAUGAAAGGAAAGGGAAUGAUGAGAACUAAUUUUUUGGAAAGAAAUGAUAGAAAAAGUGUUUGGGAAAUUUGUGACAGACCUAGACAAGCACACCAAAGUAUUGAUGGUUAUCAGGUCUAA